GCCUGCCUAGGCUGAGUCACCUAGUAAUGUUGUUGUCAUUGUUCCUGUUGAAGUCCCAGCUCAGUUUCACAGACCUCUGUGGAAGCAGCAACAGCUCCCAUCCUUCCAACCUUUCUGAAGAAGCCGUGGCCUGAUGGUGAGCCGAACGGGCUGGGGGGGGAGAAGAAGGUGGCUGGGGCGGUGGGGAGACCUGGGGCCCGGAUCGGUGCCCCUCCUCCCCAUGCCGCUGCCACCUCCUCCUCCUCCUUCAUGCCGGGGACCUGGGGGAGGGAGGAUCUCCAUCUUCUCUCUGUCCCCUGCCCCUCAUACAAGAAGCUCCGCCUCCUCAUUUUCCCCUCCCACUGCAGGGCCCCCUUGCUCAGUGCCACAGGGGACAGGGGCUUCUCAGCCUUGCCACAGUGCUCUCCCUACCCCAGCCACCCCCCCAACACAGGCUCAACCUGCAAUGACACCUGCCUCUGCAUCUCCCUCCUGGGGAUCCCACUCCACCCCACCCCUAGUCUCGGCAACUCCCCCUCCCUCACACCAGUGCCCCCAGGACUCUCCUGGGCUGCGGGUAGGCCCUUUGAUCCCUGAACAGGAUUAUGAGCGGCUGGAGGACUGUGACCCUGAGGGGUCCCAAGACUCACCCAUCCACGGGGAGGAGCAGCAACCCCUGCUUCACGUCCCUGAAGGGCUCCGAGGCUCCUGGCAUCACAUCCAGAACCUGGACAGCUUCUUCACCAAGAUCUACAGCUACCACCAGCGGAAUGGCUUUGCCUGCAUCUUGCUGGAGGAUGUCUUCCAGUUGGGACAAUUUAUUUUCAUUGUCACCUUCACAACCUUCCUCCUUCGAUGCGUGGAUUACAAUGUUCUCUUUGCCAACCAUCCAAGUAACCGUACCAGACCUGGGCCGUUCCACAGCAAAGUGACCUUGUCAGAUGCCAUCCUACCCUCAGCCCAGUGUGCUGAGAGGAUCCGCUCCAGCCCGCUGCUGGUCCUCCUCCUGGUCCUGGCUGCGGGGUUCUGGCUGGUCCAGCUGCUUCGCUCAGUCUGCAACCUCUUCAGCUACUGGGACAUCCAGGUGUUCUACAGGGAGGCCCUGCACAUCCCCCCGGAGGAGCUGAGCUCGGUUCCCUGGGCAGAGGUGCAGUCCCGCCUCCUGGCGCUGCAGCGGAGCGGGGGCCUGUGCGUGCAGCCGCGGCCCCUGACGGAGCUGGACAUCCACCACCGCAUCCUGCGCUACACCAACUACCAGGUGGCGCUGGCCAACAAAGGCCUGCUGCCGGCCCGCUGCCCGCUGCCCUGGGGAGGCAGUGCCGCUUUCCUCAGCCGCGGCCUGGCGCUCAAUGUCGACCUACUGCUCUUCCGCGGUCCCUUCUCGCUCUUCCGCGGGGGCUGGGAGCUGCCGCACGCCUACAAGCGCAGCGACCAGCGGGGCGCCCUGGCAGCGCGCUGGGGGCGCACAGUGCUGCUGCUGGCCGCCCUGAACCUGGCGCUGAGCCCGCUGGUGCUGGCCUGGCAGGUUCUGCACGUCUUCUAUAGCCACGUGGAGCUGCUGCGGCGCGAGCCUGGCGCGCUGGGGGCGCGCGGCUGGUCCCGCCUGGCGCGCUUGCAGCUGCGCCACUUCAACGAGCUGCCGCACGAGCUGCGCGCGCGCCUGGCCCGCGCCUACCGCCCCGCCACCGCCUUCCUGCGCGCCGCUGCGCCCCCCGCGCCCCUGCGCGCGCUGCUGGCCCGCCAGCUCGUUUUCUUCGCGGGCGCACUCUUCGCCGCGCUGCUUGUGCUCACCGUCUACGACGAGGACGUGCUAGCUGUGGAGCACGUGCUCACCGCCAUGACCGCGCUCGGGGUCACCGCCACCGUGGCCAGGUCUUUCAUUCCGGAAGAGCAGUGCCAGGGUCGUGGGCCGCAGCUCCUGCUGCAGACAGCCCUGGCCCACAUGCACUACCUCCCGGAGGAGCCCGGCCCCGGCGGCAGGGACCGCGCCUACCGGCAGAUGGCGCAGCUGCUACAGUACCGAGCGGUCUCCCUCCUGGAGGAGCUCCUGUCCCCGCUCCUCACCCCGCUGUUUCUGCUUUUCUGGUUCCGCCCUCGUGCCCUGGAGAUUAUCGACUUUUUUCAUCACUUCACUGUGGAUGUGGCUGGGGUUGGGGACAUCUGUUCCUUUGCCCUUAUGGAUGUGAAGCGCCACGGCCACCCUCAGUGGCUCUCGGCGGGACAGACUGAGGCCUCGCUGUCUCAGCGUGCGGAGGACGGCAAGACUGAGCUUUCUUUGAUGCGGUUCUCCCUGGCGCAUCCGCUCUGGCGCCCCCCAGGGCACAGCUCUAAGUUUCUUGGGCAUCUCUGGGGCCGAGUGCAACAAGAUGCAGCUGCCUGGGGCGCCACCUCGGCUCGCGGCCCCUCCACCCCGGGGGUGCUCAGCAACUGCACCUCGCCCCUGCCUGAGGCCUUCCUGGCCAACCUCUUCGUGCACCCUCUCCUGCCCCCGAGAGAUCUGAGCCCGACAGCCCCCUGUCCAGCUGCAGCCACAGCCAGCCUCCUUGCCUCCAUUUCCCGAAUUGCCCAGGACCCCAGCUCUGUGUCCCCAGGAGGCACUGGGGGCCAGAAGCUGGCCCAGCUCCCAGAACUUGCUUCUGCCGAGAUGAGUCUCCAUGUCAUCUACCUGCACCAGCUUCACCAGCAGCAGCAGCAGGAGCCGUGGGGCGAGGCUGCAGCCUCCAUCCUGUCCAGGCCCUGCUCCAGCCCCUCACAGCCACCCUCGCCUGAUGAGGAGAAGCCAUCCUGGUCAAGUGAUGGCUCCAGUCCUGCCUCUAGCCCCAGACAACAGUGGGGAACCCAGAGGGCCCGGAAUCUGUUCCCUGGAGGGUUUCAGGUGACCACAGACACCCAGAAGGAGCCUGGCCGGGCCUCUUGCGCUGACUGAGACGACUCCUCAGGGUCAGUAGUGCCUCCUGUGAGGGGAGGGAGAAAGGACUGCAUAGGUAGUUGGUUCGGAGUCAGACUUGAAGCGAUGGGAGCAGUGGUGGGUAUUUGGGGUGAUGGGAGGUGGUCAUCUCUGGAAUCGACCCCUGGACUGCUUGCUAAGAGCCAUCUCCUCCCACAGGUACCCUGGCUUCCGUAGCCACAGGAGAUUGGAGGGUGGAGUGGAAAAACACAAGGAGUCAUUGUUAGAGGCCCCAUAGAUGACAGGCCCAGGUGCUUUAGUUGGGCAGGACCUGGGAGUCAGUGAGGAACUCGCCCCGAGAACAGAGAAAAGGUAGGAAAGGAGAGGAGAUGCUGAUGGCAUCUGGAAACAAGUCUUAGAGAUGGUCUCCACCCGGAGGGGAUAAGGGGAGACACCCACAACUGGAAUGUGUCCUGGAGCAGUUGCCUGGGAAGAAGUCCUCAAGUUUCCUCAAGGUGGGGGACAGAGGUCAAGGAUGAGGCCGAGCUAAAUGGAAGGGCGACAGUGAGGCAGGUGGGCUUUAAGGCUGUGGAUUCGUCAUGCUGGCGGCUGCCAGCAGCACUUUCAGGUUCCUUGGGGCUUGCAGGGGAUGGGGACUUGUGAGUGGAAAGACGGGAGGGCUGAUGUUUUUGGACUUCAGCAUGGGUGUGAUGUCUCAGGAUGUGGGUGUGGCUCCCCAUCCUGUAUGAAAUAAGCAGUAAAGCUUGCUCAUGGCUGUUGCA
Molecule: messenger RNA, 3648 nt
Organism: Nomascus leucogenys (northern white-cheeked gibbon)
Lineage: Eukaryota; Metazoa; Chordata; Mammalia; Primates; Hylobatidae
Gene: ATG9B
Product: autophagy related 9B
Biological process (GO): protein localization to phagophore assembly site; autophagy of mitochondrion
Cellular component (GO): autophagosome; phagophore assembly site
Source: RefSeq, a predicted model, not a curated record